UUGAUGAAUCCGAAAGAACAGGAGGAACUAUGGAUUUCACAACGCUUUCUCCAACUGAGGUUCAGAAAUUGGAACUGGAUCGGCCUGUUUUUGGUAUACCUACACAGGCUGUGGCUGGUUUGGUGUGUAUUCAGUCUCGUCGUGAGGCAUUUCUCAUUUACAAUCCUAACACCGGGGAGAGAACACCGUGGAUCGAAACGACUACUGUUAAUGAGAAUGUUGGUGAGGAGAGAAGACGUGUAGUUAAUUGCAUUGCAUUUGGAUAUAGUCCAAAAACAAAGGAACACAAAGUCCUGUGCAUAUCGGGUAUCAAGAAAAAAGGAGUAGUGAGAGGCCUAUCAAUGUACAUACCAAGCAUGCCAUACACUCUGCAAUGUCAAGUCUUCUGCAUGAAAAAAUUUGUGGAUGGUAAGGAUUCUGGAGUGUUUGAACAUGCUGCUGACCUAGAAGAAGUUGGAGCUGAUGAAGAACAAGUAUGCGAAGUCUUCACUAUAGGUGAGAAUAAAUGGAGAAGGAUAGAUGCAGUUCCACCUUACAGUUUAGCAAGUAAGGUUUGUUAUGUGGGUGAGCUUGGCCAUUACAAUGAAGAAAGCAAAGCUGUUUAUGUGAGGGGUAAGAUAUACUGGCGUUUCCGAUAUACUCGCAAGGGUGAAGUGAUGAUGGUGUUUGAUGUUAGAACUGAGAAAUUUAAAGUUAUCUCUAUUCCUGAACAUGUCACUAGAAGCCCCAAGAAAUAUCCACAAACUGUUGAGUUGUUGGAGGUUGAUGGUCACAUAGCUGUAUUAAAGUUUACACCAGAUUGUCCGAUUUCGUUGUGGAUACUUAAUCAAGACGAUGGUACUGAUAAGUGGUCAUAUGAGAAGGUCAGAACGCCUUGUGACUGGAGUGGAAUUCGAGAUCUUUCUAUUGAAGCUAUUUCAGGUACAAAUGUUAUCAUCAUGAAAAGAGAAAUGUCAGAAACUAUUUACGUUUACUUUCGGGACAGAAAAGCAUAUGAUGCCUACACAAUGAAUGAAAAGCAUGGACUCAAUUAUCAACCCGGAGAAUUAAGAGGGAUUCUCACUCUAUUCGACAACCUCACACCUGUGUCUACAAAGCUCUGCAGCAUGUUUUGAAGGAGAUACAAGGCUUGCCUUUUUAAUUGCUUGAGUUGGAUGUCUCAAGUUCCUAGGUGACAAAGAUUGAAUCCCUAUCACAACUCUGAAGUCUGAACCAAAUGCGUUUGUUUAAUUUCUUUCUGUCAGUCGCAACUUCCGUACUUUUGUUUGGUACAAGACAUGCCUUGUGGUACAUUUAUUUUCUAUCUUCUCUUAAAUGAGCUAAGACUAUCG
Messenger RNA from Papaver somniferum (opium poppy), 1331 nucleotides. RefSeq lists its product as uncharacterized. The coding region runs from base 30 to 1115 and encodes 361 amino acids. NCBI's taxonomy places the organism in Eukaryota, Viridiplantae, Streptophyta, Magnoliopsida, Ranunculales, Papaveraceae. The record is from RefSeq and is a predicted model, not a curated record. The transcript is spliced from 2 exons.